AUGCUUUACAUUUACAAAUCUAACAAGGACACAACUUCCAAAAUCGUUUAUCUCGAAAAACAGUUGCGAAAAGAUGUUUUCCUCAUCAACGAAUUAAUUAAGAACAAUUUUAUAGUUCAAAAUGUUCUUGACACUUCAGUUACAUACAUAAUAUCGCCAUCGCAGUUAGAAAAUACAAAUGAAUUUAAAUUAAUCAAUGAAGAUUUACCAGAAUUUUCAAAACUACAUUUGAAUCAGACGUAUGCAUAUCUAAAAGGUCCAAAAUUAUAUAAAUGGUUUAUAGAUUUCAAAAUUAAAUUAUGGAUAAGAAAAUUUUGCUUCUUUUCAGUUAAUGCAUUUAUAAUUGUAGUUAUUUUAACAAGAUUAUACACAAAGCAAGCAAUUUGCAUUGACAGUUGCCAUAAAUUUACAAUCUGGUUCGUUAAUCAGUUUGGAAGAAACUUUACAACGCCAGGACGCAAAAUCUACUCAACCAAAUCGCAAAUUAAGUCACUUGUUGAUGCAGCCAAACUCAAAUCCAAGCUUAAAUCCGCUUAUGUCUAUCAAACUUACAGUAAUAAGCGAAUUUGCCUUAUUGAGUUGAUAAUUAUUCCAAUUUCAAAGCAUAUUUUCAUGGCAUUGGAGUGGUACGAGACAUUCGAAGAGGAAAGACCUCCACCAGAUCAAACAAUUUCGGGAGGAAUUUUAAGAUUUGAUGAUUACGAUGAUCCGAUCAAAGUUAAUGUUAACAUAAGGACAAACAAGGACCAACAAGUCUAUUUAGAAGUUCCUUUCAAUGCAGAUGAUGAAGAAUGCAGAUUAAUUUUGAAACAUAAUGGUUCUACUUUACCAUUUGGUCUAUAUGCUCUUCAAGAGACAUAUAUAAAUCUUCUCCAUGCAACUUUGUUCAGACAAGGCCUCAAUCUUCAGAUUUCCCAUAGUGCUUUCAUCGAAUACGUCAAAAAGAUCUUUUAUUCACUCAGUUAUGAGGUGUUAGUACUGUACAUGAUAAAUAAUGGCAAAUUGGAACCUAUUAUCUGUCUAAAAAGCGAAAAACAAGAUGAUUCCAUAAUUCAUAUCUCAAAUGAGUGGUCUCAGAAGAUGUAUCCAAAGUCAUUGAACAAUGAGUUCGUCAAAGAAAAUAUUGGCAACGUCAGAUUGUGCAUGACUUCACUUAAAGGAGAGCCAUAUUAUUAUGCAAUGACAAUGGGGUACAAUGCAGGCUCAGUUAUCAACCAUUCAGCUGAGACGAGGUUCCACUUCCUCAUAGGAAUGGUCACGGCCUUCAAUCAUUCCUUAUUACAGAAUAAAGACAAAGUUAUGGCCCUUCCUCGCAUUUACGAGCUCAUCGACCACACAAUUGAGCUAUCGUUGAUCUCUUGUAUCGGUAAACCUGACAAUAUAAAGUUUGUUCGAACAAAUUUGCUCGAAAAAGGCCGCCAUCCAUGGGCAAAGCAGAACAAACCGUUCAUUAUCCAUGAUAUAUCCGAAUUUGAUUGGGCUCAGAAGGUUAUCAAGGCUGUUACAACUCGAAAUAUUUAUGAUAAAGUAGAUAGUGGCGAAUUCAUGAAGAUGACACAAUUCGUUUGUAGCACACCUGCUAAUGAUUCGAUUGAUAUCUAUUCUAUUACUUCCUCGAUGUAUUUUGACGAUUCAAUUAAUGAAAAUGUUUAUCUCUACUUAAUUGAAGAUGUUUCGACUUUAGAAUCACCAAACUUCCUUAAAAAGACAAUUCCUGCUAUUUUAUUUGCUUCAAUGCUGAACUUGUACGCUAUUAAUAAGAAAGAUUUGUCAGUUUGCGAUCCAUAUAGACUUGCAACCAAAUUGGGCUACGACUACAAGAAAGUUGCAACUCUUUAUGAUGUUUGCAAUCACUCAGAACUGUCAACUCUUCCUCAAAACAAAGCAUUGAUAUUAACAAUGGCAAAUGGCCGUCCAAAACGAUUCUUUGCCAUCACACAUCCGAAAUAUGACCUGUUCUAUAUAUUCCCUGCCCCAGAUGUCUCUUCCAUGGUCUUGAGUGACAAUGAACAACUUGUUGAGUGGAAAGGACCGAACGAUUUGGCCAUUUUCAUAUACAACCAGGAGACACAAAAAAUUGUUGAUACAAAUAAUGUCUCUUCUUCGCUCGAAGACUUCGCGGAACAAAGAAUAUUUAAUGCCGACAGAAAAGCCUUCUUGGAGCACUUGAGGAACCCAGAAUCAUUAUCAGAUAAUACCCAGAAGACCAUUAGAGUGUUCACAGCUGAUGGUUGCGCUUGGAGAAUCUUGAAGAUAUCUCCACAUCCUUUAUUUAAGAAUAUCUACUUGAUAAGUUCAUGGGCUCUUCUUAACUUCUCUUUAAUCGAUGCUUUGACUUAUGAUUUCGCUGAUACAACGUCGACAACGUUUAAUUCCGCUAAAAUUCAUCAGUGGAUGUUUGAAAACGCUGUAGAACCAGUCAGAAUAUUCAGAUCAAUGCCUCGUGGUCAGAACAUGCCGAAAAGAAUAACAAGAGCUGACGAAAAUGACUUCCCUGACAUGUCUAAACUAACUAGCGCUAUUGCAAAGUCAAAGAAUGUACUAGAUGAAGAUGAAAAUGCUGCUGUUUCGAUUGCAGAACUUGAAUUAUAA
This is a messenger RNA of Trichomonas vaginalis G3, 2592 nucleotides long. RefSeq lists its product as uncharacterized. Lineage: Eukaryota; Parabasalia; Trichomonadida; Trichomonadidae. The transcript has a single exon. The record is from RefSeq and is a predicted model, not a curated record. Bases 1 to 2592 code for a protein of 863 amino acids.